Eutrema salsugineum is the source of this 1328-nucleotide messenger RNA. RefSeq names its product ELMO domain-containing protein A. NCBI's taxonomy places the organism in Eukaryota, Viridiplantae, Streptophyta, Magnoliopsida, Brassicales, Brassicaceae. The coding region runs from base 293 to 1249 and encodes 318 amino acids. The record is from RefSeq and is a predicted model, not a curated record. The transcript has 10 exons.
AACCCAUUUCCAAUUAUUUGUCUUUCAGUGUGUCUUAAUGACCUACAAUUUUGGAUUUUGUGAAUGCUUUCUUGUGAAGCUUCCUGAUUUGAGAUUAAAAAGUCCAAUCUAAUAAUUGGGAGGGUUUCAAGCGAUCCUGGUUUGUCUUUGUCUUUUCGGAAUCUCCGUUGUGAUUGAAAAUUAGGGUUUGUGACGGAGCUCUGUUUGAUGUUCUGAAAUUUAACGAUUCAAUGGUUGGUGACUUUGCGCAGAUGCAUCGGGUCUUAUUCGCUUGUAUUUAUUGCUUUACAAGAUGGCAUCUACGACUCUAAGGAGGCGGCUUCAUCAUGGGGACGUAGAUGGGAGAAAGUAUGAACGCUAUGAUGCAACAGACUCUGAAACUUUAAGCGAACCUUUGUUGGGAAGUAGUAGUGGUAGUAAAGACGGGUACAAUGAGGAGCCUACUCUGGAGGAUAUUUGGGAAGAAGAACGGAAGAAACAGCAAGUUCACUGGACAUUAAUCUUUUCUCAGUUGAUUGCACAAUGGGCUCAGUGGAUAGCCAAAAUUGUCUUUGGAUCUGGUUCACUUUUUGGGAGGUUCCUUUCUCUGCCUCAAAUAGGUUCUGGUGGAAGGCUUUUGCCUCCUCCUCUUAGUAUGUUGCAGGAAGAAAGGCUGAGAAACAUUAAGCGAAGAAUAGAAAUACCAUUUGAUGGAUCUCGAAUGGAGCAUCAAGAUGCACUUAGACAACUAUGGAGGUUAGCUUAUCCACAGAGGGAACUACCACCUCUUAAAUCCGAACUCUGGAAGGAGAUGGGUUGGCAAGGAACAGACCCUUCAACAGAUUUCCGAGGUGGAGGAUAUAUAUCACUGGAAAAUCUAAUCUUCUUUGCAAAGACCUAUCCGGAAUCAUUCCACAGAUUGUUACAUAAAAAAGAUGGAACAAGAGCCGAAUGGGAAUAUCCUUUCGCGGUUGCUGGCAUUAAUAUCUCAUUCAUGCUGGCACAAAUGUUAGAUCUUCAAUCAGGUAAACCAUCAACAAUGGCCGGGAUAAGGUUCUUGGCGUUUCUGGAAGAAGACGAAAUGGCGUUUGAUAAUCUAUACUGUAUAGCUUUCCAAAUGAUGGAUGCACAAUGGCUUGCCAAACGAGCUUCUUACAUGGAAUUCAAUGACGUUCUGAAAUCAACGAGGGCACAAUUGGAACGUGAGCUUGCGCUGGAGGAUGUUUCCAGCAUCAGAGACUUGCCUGCUUUUAAUCUAUUGUACAAAUAAUCCCUAAUUUUAUAUUUUCUUUACUUUCAAUUUUCCUAUAAUUUCUACCUGUAUUUUAUAUGAAUAAUCUGAGAAAUUC